This is a messenger RNA of Phytophthora infestans T30-4, 1147 nucleotides long. RefSeq lists its product as uncharacterized. Lineage: Eukaryota; Oomycota; Peronosporomycetes; Peronosporales; Peronosporaceae. The transcript has 2 exons. The coding region runs from base 179 to 1147 and encodes 322 amino acids. The record is from RefSeq and is a predicted model, not a curated record. Gene Ontology annotation, cellular component: membrane.
AAAAAAUCGACAGUAAAUCAGUGCGUGGUCUUGGUCCAUUGAGGUUCGCUCCGUGAGUCUACGCUCCUCGUCAUCGUCCGCCGCACUUUCCCUCUACUGCGCCACAAUCUACGCCCCCUGCGCAUACUCGUCUCGUGUCGUAACUCUCUCUACAUCGCAAGAAAAAGCUCGAUAAACCAUGCAUGCGUGGCGUUCGCUGUCCCGUAGCAUCCUCGUAUUCACGAAUGUGCUGUUCCUGUUGCUAGGCUCCGUUCUCGUGUCGAUCGGAGGCUACAUGGCGUCGCUACCGGCACUAACAGAGUUCUCAGACGGUGGUGUUGCUUCCUCCGUCAUCAUGUGUGGCGCUCUUAUCAUCCUAAUCGCGAUGUUAGGCUGCUGUGGAGCGCAAUGGGAGAGCAAAGUGUUCCUCUUCCCUUACGCCAUCUUAGUGCUAGUCUCGGUGGUCGCGCAGCUCUCACUGGCUGGCUUCCUGACCCACGUACACAGCUCACUCGUUGAAGUGGCCAGACACAACUUUGACCUGUCCGUAUUGGCACCGGCUGACCAAGAAACGCUACGAUGGAUCAACAAGAGGUUCAAAUACGUGUACUACGGCUGCGGCCUCGACGUGGACAUCGACCUCACAGACACACGCAGCCAGCCACUAAUCGCUUCAUGCUCCAACCCAGAGUUUAGCUGGUUUGCAACUUUUGUGGAGGAGAAUUGCCCCAUUGGACACAAGCAACUACAAAGUGGCAGCAACUUUCUUAAGUGCGCUGGCUUGAGUUUCUCCUUAAGUAACGCUAUGACGGAGCACACGAUGCUCUGUGCCUGCGAGACGCGGAUGAUCUCGUGGGUAAACGACCAAUCGCUGCUCGUGGCUGUCUUCGUGUUCGUCAUUGUGUCUUUGGAGAUCAUGCUGGUGGCGCUGUCGUGCUACAUCAUGCACUCGCGUCGCCACCGUCGCUUCGGCUACCAGGAGAUCACGAUGCCGGUGCGACAGCAGCCGUACAACCCGCACCCGCGCAACUACUUUGGCAAGCAACAAGCAGGCCAGCGUCAGCCGCUUAACGCGCACCCAGCAUACACGUCGUACGGCCCGUCCGGGGGAGAGAACCCGUACGCGGCGGCCGCAACUGGAGGCAAGACGAAGAAAACCGGCUACUAG